Messenger RNA from Daktulosphaira vitifoliae (grape phylloxera), 887 nucleotides. Its product is annotated as UDP-glycosyltransferase UGT4-like. The record is from RefSeq and is a predicted model, not a curated record. Gene Ontology annotation, molecular function: UDP-glycosyltransferase activity. Lineage: Eukaryota; Metazoa; Arthropoda; Insecta; Hemiptera; Phylloxeridae. Bases 241 to 852 code for a protein of 203 amino acids. The transcript has 4 exons.
GUUGAAAAACGUUUCGUUAACUUUAGUCAAUGGUCAUUACAGUGUUGGACUAACAAGACCUUAUUUACCAGGAACCGUUGAAGUAGGAGGUCUUCAUAUAAAGUUGCCAAAGCCAUUAAUCGGAUGUAAUAUUUAUUAUAGAAGUUUUUAAAGUUCAUUGAAUCUGCUGAGCACGGGGUGAUAUACUUCAGUUUUGGUACAAUUGUAAAUCCUACAUUGCUUCCAAAAGAUAAAAUACAAAUGUUUGUUAACGUGUUUCAUAAACUCAAACAAAAAGUUUUAUGGAAAUGGAACACUGAAACACCUUUUAACCUAUCGAAAAAUGUUAUGAUAAGUGAUUGGUUUCCGCAGACAGAUAUUUUAGGCCAUCCAAAUGUAAAAUUGUUUAUCACACAUGGUGGACUACAUAGUUUUGAAGAAGCAUCAUUUAAUGCUAAACCACUCAUUGGUAUACCAUUUUUCGGUGACCAACUUAUGAACAUACGAAUUGUAGAAGAAAAGGGUUUCGGUAAAAUGAUUGAUAUUUUUUCUGUUAACGAAGAAACUUUAUUGUCUUCAAUAAAUGAAGUUAUCGAAAAUCCAAAAUAUAAAGAAAAUUCUAUUCGGCAAAGUCUGUUGUACAAAGAUCAGGAUAUGAAACCUAUAGAACGAGCAUUGUAUUGGGUCAACUAUAUUCUUCGUCAUAAUGAUACAAGUCAUUUGAAAAGUCUUAUUAUAGGGUUGAAUUUAUUUGAAUAUUUUUUAAUUGAUGUUACUAUAGUUUUUUGUAUUUGUAUGGUAACUAUUGCAUUUUUUUUUUUCGAAUUAUUGAAUUUUUUUUUUAAAUUUAAAUGUAAAGUUAAAUCUACAUAAUUUUUUUUAAGUAUUAAACAUUAUGUUCUUAAUAG